AUGCCGUUAACGCUCAGUCUAUACGCACCUCGCCUGUGCGCUUACACGCGAACGAAAGAAAGUGAAAUCUUUAUGAUGAAACAGAUAGUGGUUUUAGAAAUUUGUUUAAUUCAUUUAAUUCUUGCAACUCAAAAUGGUGAAAUGCAAACCAAAGAAAAAUUUACAACUUAUCAGUUAGAUGUUCCCGGAAAAGAACCAAUUACAAUUAUCGAAAAUAUACCGAUAAAAAACAAUGCGCGUUAUAAGUGGGACGUCACCGAAACAACGUUAGAAAAUGAUGCGGAUAUUAAACAUCUUAUGACACAAUUAAUUGAAGAGGUAAAUGAUAAUAGGCCACGUUGCUAUGGACCAUCUUGUCAAGAAGGAUUUAUUGAUAACGAAGGACCUCAGGAAGAUUUUCAGGAGUAUAUAUUGAGAAAUUCAGAUAAAUUAAAAGAUUUUAGUGAAUUUUCUAAUGAACGUUUACAGGCUAUUGCAGCUUUAGCUGCAAAGUUGAAAAGAAAUAAAGUGAAAUCAGAUCGCUAUUCAUCUACGCCUAAUCAAGAUGAAGAAGAUGAAACAAAUGAUAAAGUAUUUACAUCAUGGAAUCGCGUCAAAGUAAAGCAACAUAAACAUCCUUUUGAUCAUAAAGACGGCUGGGUAACAUUAGAACCCGUGGCUUGGUCAACUAGCAAAAUUUCAAAAUGGAAACCUAAUAUUAAAAAACAAAAACCUAGUUACUGGAAUGAAGACGAGGAUUCACACAGUUCCAAUGAUGAUCGAUUCACAUCGUACCAAGAUUCUGAAAAUAGUUAUGUGUAUCCACAAAAACGGCCAACAUUAUUACGUCCAGGUUUUAUAAACAACAAACUGCACAUUCCUCAAGAGUACGAUACAGAACUACCGUCAAAACCAUCUUGGACUAAAAAUAAACUUCAGCAACAACAGCACUCCACACAGAGCUACCAAUUGUCUUGGUCUGAUGAUGAUAGUCGACGUCCUUAUAGACCGAACUGUGAUAAAGAUGAACCCUAUCCAAACGAUGAUUCUGUAUAUUAUGGAAUGUCAGACUCCGUGAUGGCUGAUUCUCGUCCAUCAAAUUAUCCAUAUGAAUACGAAGCAUUACAUCAGUCACCGCAAAAAAGGCCAUUCCGAAGACCCACUCAAGUUGUUUAUGCAGGUGAUUCAGAUAUGGACGAUGAUCGAUCAGAAAGACCUCCUCGCGGGGAGGGCCAAUGGGUGUUACUAUCCACAACCAAAGGUUAUAAAAACAAAAAACGACAAAGGUCGCUAGAACCACCUCAAGGAAGUUCCGAUAAUCCUUCAGUAGUAUCACAUAAAUCUGUUUCACUCACUGUUUUACCCACAGAUGAUUCUUCGCAAAUAAACAUGACGACGUCACAUGGAGGUUUAUUGGAAGUAGAAAGAAGUUUUCAGACAGUUGAAGAAUCUAAAAGAGACAUGGAUUUAAAAAAUGACUCUAAAGUUGCGGAAAGUCAAUUGAGACCUGUUAAGACAAAAUUAUUAAGAAAGAAAGUACUUGGAUCCAAAAAUCCUGAUAGUUCAACGGUACUGGCUGCUGUUGGCGCUGGUAUGGUUCCCGCAACAAUGGCUAUGGUCGUACCUAUGAUGCUUGGUCGACGUCGCAGACGAGAUAUAGAUAAUCCCCAGAUAAUGCAUGUUGAUAAUCUUAUUUAUAGACAUUAG
This is a messenger RNA of Melitaea cinxia (Glanville fritillary), 1686 nucleotides long. RefSeq lists its product as uncharacterized. Lineage: Eukaryota; Metazoa; Arthropoda; Insecta; Lepidoptera; Nymphalidae. Bases 1 to 1686 code for a protein of 561 amino acids. The transcript has a single exon. The record is from RefSeq and is a predicted model, not a curated record.